CACAACACUCUCUUUAAUCUUAAGAGCUUAGUUUCACGUAACAAACUAAUCUUAAGAGCUUAGUUUCACGUAACAAACUUCGAAACAAUUGUUUGUGUCAGGUGUUUUGAUUUUCUUUUUUUCAUUUGCAAAAAACCCUAUUUUAGUUUUGUGUUUUUUUCUUUGUGGGAUUGAAAUUUCUUGUUUCUUUGAAGUGAUUUUUACUGUGAGUGCCCAGUGGGGGGAACGGGUGAUGAUAGCAAGUUUGUCUGCAAGUGAGUAACGAGAUACGAAAUAAGAGAGAAAGAGAAAGAGAAGGAAGGAAGGGCUGUUCAUGCUGUUCUCACGCACCAUCCUAUGUCGUUAUGUGGCUAAUGGAUUGGGUCCACUCUCUUCUUCCUUUUCUCUUUCUCUCUCUCUCAAAUGAUCUCAUUUAAUAUGAUUUUGUAAUUUGAAAGAAAUGAGCAAAAUCAUGUAAAAUUGUUUGAGGGGAAGUAAAAAGAAAGAAGAAAAAGGAAAUAUGCUGAGAGGGUGUAUAUGUGUUACUGUAUCUGCAUGACACCCAAUAAGAGAAGAAACAUCACUUUGUUCACAAUUUGGCAUUUAAAAAGGAAGAGAAAGAAACAGUAGAGGACAAAAAGAAAAGCAGCAAAAUAUCCUUAGGUUAAUUUUUUUUUUCUCCUCAACUUCCCUUGAUUUUUGUUUGUCUUUCAGAUAUUUGCCUUUUUAGGAUUUUCAUCAACCAAUUUUACUCAAAAAGCUUGAAUCGCCCCCUUCUCAGCUUUUUCAGAUAAGAUUUCAUAGGAACACCAAAAAUUUUCAAUGUGUGGUUGCUGUAAGAUAAUGGGUUUUUUUUUUUUGUAAGAAAACUGAGAGAUAUAUAGAAGAAUAACUAUUUGAAGAAAACAAGAACAGCAAGAGGGGGGUUGUCUAAAGAUGGAUGCAUCUUACCCCGCAGGACCUUUCUUUGGAAUUAGAGAAGAAGAUCAAAACCAGAUGAAGCAACAGCAUUCUUCAACACCAACUUCAUCCACAGGCCCAGCUCCACCGCCGCCUCUGAAGAAAAAGAGAAACCAACCUGGAACACCAAGCAAGUAUCCAAUUUUCUCCACCAAUUCAAAUCCAGAUGCUGAAGUGAUAGCACUAUCUCCCAAGGCCCUAAUGGCAACAAACAGGUUCAUUUGUGAGGUAUGCAACAAAGGGUUUCAAAGGGAGCAAAACUUACAGCUCCACAGAAGAGGACACAACCUGCCUUGGAAGCUAAGACAGAAGACUACAAAAGAAGUGAAGAGGAAGGUUUAUCUCUGUCCUGAGCCCACAUGCGUCCACCAUGACCCGUCCAGGGCACUUGGCGACCUUACUGGCAUCAAAAAGCAUUACUCAAGAAAACAUGGUGAAAAGAAAUGGAAGUGUGAGAAGUGUUCUAAGAGGUACGCUGUGCAAUCUGAUUGGAAAGCUCAUUCAAAGACCUGUGGCACUCGAGAGUACAGAUGUGACUGUGGCACUCUCUUCUCAAGGCGUGACAGUUUUAUCACUCACAGGGCAUUUUGUGAUGCACUGGCUCAGGAAACUGCAAGGCACCCUCCUUCCUUGAACUCCAUUGGCAACCAUUUAUAUGGAAGUAGCAAUAUGAGCUUAGGCUUAUCUCAAAUGGGAACUCAAAUUUCAUCGAUACAAGACCAGAAUAACAAGACUGGUGACAUUUUAAGACUUGGUGGUGGUGUCAGGAAUACCCAGUUUGAUCAUCUUCUCCCUCCAUCGAUGGGAUCGUCAUCGUCGUUUCGACCUCAACAACCCAUGGUUUCUUCAUCUGCUUUCUUCAUGCAUGAGUCUAACCAAAAUUUCAAUCAAGAACAUCAACCUCAACAAGGAUUGUUGGGAAACAACAAAUCGUUCCAAGGACUAAUGCAGUACCCUGAUAUGCAAAACAUCAUCAACCCUCCUUUAGGAGCCAGUCUCUUCAACCUUAGCUUCCUUUCCAAUAGCAGCAACACAAGCAGCAUCAGUAACAGCAACAAUGCCAAGACAGACAACAAUUUAGCAUCUUCAGGUCUGCUAAUUCCUGAUAAUUUCAACAACGAAAACGGUGGUGCUGGAACAAGCGAAGCAUCAAAUCUCUUCUCAAACAACAUAGUGGGCGAUCAAAUCACCUCCAACAUCCCUUCUCUCUUUAGCUCAUCAGUUCAAAACAAUAACAUGGUACCCCAAAUGUCAGCUACCGCAUUGCUUCAAAGAGCAGCUCAAAUGGGCUCAAGUUCCGGUAACAACAACAGCGCCUCUCUUCUAAGAAGCUUUGGUAACUCUUCCUCAACCGGAACCAAACCCUCAAACUUUGGAGGCAUUUUGGGAGAUAGCACAGGGAACAACCUGCAUGAACUAAUGAACUCCAUAGCAAGUGGUAAUUCCUCCAUUUUUGGAGGUGGGUCAGCAGGCGUCAAUACAUAUAGCACUGGAUAUGUACAAGAAAACCCUUAUACAAGUAGAAGUAGCAUGGAACAAGAAAAGCAGCACCUGCAGCAAAAAUUGAAUGUUAGCAUUGGUGAGUCAGAUAGAUUGACUAGAGACUUCCUUGGCGUUGGCCGAAUAGUUAGAAGCAUGAGCAUAGGAGGGGUUUCACAAAGGGAGCAACAGGCACAGCAGCAGCAACAACAACAACAACAACAAGGAAUCGGGUUAAGAGCCUCGGGUUCAGAGAGAAAUAAUGUUACCGCGCCGGCAGGCCACCAAUCUUUUAAAGGAGGUGGGAAUUUUCAAUAAGAAAAAAAAAAAAAGCAAUAUGAAGAAAGUACAAAGACAAUGCUCAAUGGCAAGGCCUUUUUGCUCUUAUCUGGUACUUUUUUUUUCGAUAUGUCAAGUGAACAACUAGGAGAAGUGGGAGUCAAAGGGGUGGUUUCGAAACUGAUCAAGUGAUGAUCAUCAAUCAGCAAAAGGCAGCUAAAACCCCUAUAAUCCAAGCUAUAUUUAUGAACUUUCUUUCUUCCCUUCAACUGUUAAUGGGAAUGAAUUUCCGGUCAAUCCCACCUACAAUCUUUAUCAUACUUUUGAUGGUGACUUUAGCCAAGAAAAUCUUUUCUUGUUUCUUUUUGGAUUAGUUCUAUUUUAUGCAACGUUAGUUAUAUAUAUUUCUAGCCA
Messenger RNA from Durio zibethinus, 3111 nucleotides. Its product is annotated as protein indeterminate-domain 5, chloroplastic-like. Lineage: Eukaryota; Viridiplantae; Streptophyta; Magnoliopsida; Malvales; Malvaceae. Gene Ontology annotation, cellular component: nucleus. The record is from RefSeq and is a predicted model, not a curated record. Gene Ontology annotation, molecular function: DNA-binding transcription factor activity.